GAAGCAGCAGCACCAGUAACCAGUCAGCAGUCCAGUCACCAGUUACCAGUAGCAGGUUCCCCAACGGAUAUAGCCGAAAAAAUAAGAAACACAAAAGUCCAACAAUAAUGCAGUCCAGUUGUGUGUUGGUGGUCGUCGUCUUGGCCUUGGCCGCCUUGGUGGCCGCUCGUCCUGAGCCGCCGCGUGACUCUUACAGUGCUCCGCCUUCCAGCAGCUAUCAGCCAAGCGGACCCAGUGGGGGCUAUGGCGCCCCAGCUCCUCAGUAUGGACCUCCACAGCAGCCACCGGUGGUGCACAAGCACGUCUAUGUCCAUGUGCCGCCACCAGAGCCGGAGUACCAGGCACCCAGGAAACCCCUGUAUGUGCCACCCCCGCAGAAGCACUACAAGAUCGUCUUCAUCAAGGCUCCAUCCCCGCCAGCACCUACUGCUCCGAUCAUCCCCCAGUUCCCACAGAACGAGGAGAAGACCCUGGUCUAUGUGCUAGUCAAGAAGCCCGAGGAGCAGCCCGAGCUCAUUAUCCCCACGCCGGCGCCCACACAGCCCAGCAAGCCGGAGGUGUACUUCAUCCGUUACAAGACCCAGAAGGAGGAGACUGGUCCGUAUCCCAACAGUGUGGCGCCACCGGCACCCGAGUAUGGAGCACCAGCUGCCCCGCCCGCGCCCUCGGCGCCCAGCAGCUCAUAUGGAGCCCCAUCCCACUAAGGAGAUCGGAACCCAAACUGAAGUCCGAUUUACGGCGAAAACUGAAACCCAACUCCCACUCAUGGCAAACUGCAUAUAUAAUCCUUAUGUGUAUUAUAUUUUCUGAUCUGUUUCAAAUGACUUUAACGCGUGACAAAGUUUACAACGAAUAUCCCUCAAUUUUCCCCCGAAUUCUUACCUCUGAAGUUGUUUCUAAACCACAUUGUAUGAGAAUGUUUUCCAUAUCUAGGCUGUUUGUUUCAAAUUGUUUGUUUUAGUCUUAAGUCUUAGGAAUUUAAGCGAACGAUGCGUUAUACACUUUAAAACACACCCUCGAUACACUCACUGCGAAAAGACGAAAGACGACACUUAGCCUUAGUUAUCGAUAGAGAUAUCGAUCCCGAUGAACGAAACACGAUAUAUACAUGAUACAUCAUGAUUCUUUUCAUCACACAAAUGCAUUUUCAUCUAGGCAAUUUUUACCUAUCCCCAUAUUGCUAUUUUUCGCACAGCGAAACAAUCGAAAAAGCUACAAAAAAAAUGUAUAAAUGAAGAUAAUUAAUGAUACUCAAGUAUGUAUAAAUGUUGAAAACAAAAACAAAAAAAAACAUCAAUGGCU
Molecule: messenger RNA, 1302 nt
Organism: Drosophila kikkawai
Lineage: Eukaryota; Metazoa; Arthropoda; Insecta; Diptera; Drosophilidae
Gene: TwdlE
Product: TweedleE
Source: RefSeq, a predicted model, not a curated record